UUCACAUAUAUUUUAGUUUCAGAUAGAGUUGAAUAGAAAAAGUUGAAAAUUAAGUUUUAUUCUUGGGCUGUAAAGGAAACAGACCUAAUCGAGUGACUUUCAAAUUUCCGACGAUAUGGAUGAUAAAGCAGCAGCGCCCACUGCCGACGCUGCAACCGAAACAGAGGCCGGUAAUGAAAUUUCAUCAGCGCUAGAUCACACAACGGUCACAUUGGAGCCAUUGCCGACCACAUCAAAGUCGACAAUUGCCGAAACAGAUGAGGCAGAGAGGCGCACGGCGGCAGCUGCUGCAGCAACAGCGAGAGAUUCGUUCAACGUGGACACGGAACGGUGCUGUUGGAUUUGCUUUGCGACGGACGAGGACAAUCGCUUGGCGGCCUGGGUGCAGCCCUGCCAGUGUCGUGGCACAACAAAGUGGGUUCAUCAGAGCUGCCUGUAUCGCUGGAUCGAUGAGAAGACACAGAAGGGUAAUGCGCUUCGCUCUGUAUCCUGCCCGCAAUGUCAAACGGAAUACAUCAUUGUAUUCCCACAAAUGGGCAAACUGGGUGGUGCCUUAGAAGCCAUGGACAAUCUGGUCAAGCGUCUGAGUCCGUUUCUGGCGGCGGGCUUUUUUGUCGGUUCGCUGUACUGGACAGCGGUGACUUAUGGCGCUGUGACCUUCCUCCAGAUUGUUGGUCACGAGCAUGGCAUGUCUAUAAUGGAAUCCGGUGAUCCGCUCAUACUACUAAUUGGCCUACCUGCCAUACCAGUUGGCCUGGUACUUGGUCGGCUAAUUCGUUGGGAAGACGCCCUGUUGCGUUUGAUACGCAAUCGCGGCACCGUCAUGCGCAAGUUUCCCUUUGUGAACUUUAUAUAUCCAGACCUUAAUCAGCAGGAGGAAGAACUGCCGACAUCUUCAAAUCCGGCCACGCCGGCACUUUCGGAUCCAGUUUCGGCAACUCGCAUAUUUUGCGGAGCUCUGCUGCUGCCAACAAUUUCAUGCAUUGUGGGUCGCAUAUUGUUCGAUUCCGUGGAGAACACACUGCAUCGCACACUACUCGGCGGUUUAACCUUCAUCACUGUGAAGGGCAUGUUGAAAAUCUAUUUAAAACAGAAGCAAUACGCGCGUCGCAAGAAACGUCGUAUUGUCGACUAUACGGAGGAGAACAUACGCAAUUUUAUGCAUCGCAACAAUAACAACGCUGGUGCCGCUGGUAUUGGUGGGGCUCGUCAUAUCCUGCAGCAGCAGCAGCAACAACAGCAGCAGCAGCCACAGCAACAGCCAGUGCUGGCGAUGCCCCGCCUGGUUGCUGCUGCGGCGGCUGCUCGGGACCGUGCUGCUCGAGACCGCGAGCGGGAAAGGGAGCAUGAGGUCAAUGGUGUGGACAGCGUUGUUUAGAUGCAAAUGGACACUCAAUUGAAAUUCAAUUGAUAUAUAGCUAUAUACUUAUUGUUCAACUAGUUCAGUUUUGGUUUAAGUUCAUUUUGUUAACCACUCAAAAACACGGGGCACAGGUCACCAACAACUCAGAAAAUCAAAAACAAAAAAAAAAAAACAAAAAAAAUGCACCUGCGUACAUGCGAGCCAAAUUCAAUGUUAAAUCUUGCGAGAUGAAGCCCUUCAGGAAGGAACGAUUAAGUCAGCCGCAUAUUGGUUGGUCAAAUUUUAUGUUAUCAAUAAAAUAUGAGAGAAAUCAAA
Messenger RNA from Drosophila virilis, 1678 nucleotides. RefSeq names its product E3 ubiquitin-protein ligase MARCHF5-like. The record is from RefSeq and is a predicted model, not a curated record. Gene Ontology annotation, biological process: regulation of mitochondrial fission; protein polyubiquitination. Gene Ontology annotation, molecular function: zinc ion binding; ubiquitin protein ligase activity. NCBI's taxonomy places the organism in Eukaryota, Metazoa, Arthropoda, Insecta, Diptera, Drosophilidae. Gene Ontology annotation, cellular component: mitochondrial outer membrane.